Molecule: messenger RNA, 444 nt
Organism: Suricata suricatta (meerkat)
Lineage: Eukaryota; Metazoa; Chordata; Mammalia; Carnivora; Herpestidae
Product: hemoglobin subunit epsilon-2
Exons: 3
Coding region: 1-444 (147 amino acids)
Biological process (GO): oxygen transport; hydrogen peroxide catabolic process
Cellular component (GO): haptoglobin-hemoglobin complex; blood microparticle; hemoglobin complex
Molecular function (GO): heme binding; peroxidase activity; oxygen binding
Source: RefSeq, a predicted model, not a curated record
AUGGUGCAUUUCACGGCAGAGGAGAAGGCUGCUGUUGUUAACCUGUGGGCCAGGGUGAACGUGGAGCUAGUUGGAGGCGAGGUCCUGGGAAGGCUUCUGGUUGUUUAUCCAUGGACCCAGAGGUUCUUUGACAAUUUUGGCAACUUAUCCUCUGAAUCCGCCAUCAUGGGCAACCCCAAGGUGAAGGCCCAUGGCAAGAAGGUGCUGACUUCCUUUGGAAAUGCUGUAAAACAUAUGGAUGACCUCAGGGACAUCUUUGCUGAGCUGAGUGAGCUGCACUGUGACAAGAUGCAUGUGGAUCCUGAGAACUUCAGGCUUCUAGGCAAUGUGAUUUUGAUUGUCUUGGCAACCCACUUCAGCAAGGAGUUUACCCCGCAGGUGCAGGCUGCUUGGCAAAAGCUGACAACUGCUGUGGCUAAUGCUCUGGCCCACAAGUACCACUGA